This is a messenger RNA of Pseudopodoces humilis (Tibetan ground-tit), 5469 nucleotides long. Lineage: Eukaryota; Metazoa; Chordata; Aves; Passeriformes; Paridae. The record is from RefSeq and is a predicted model, not a curated record.
CUUUCAGUUCCAUUGCAGCUGGAGUCAGUGACUUCAUACUGAACAAGUAUUAAAAUGCGAAUGUCUGCCAUUCAAGAUCUCAGGGAGGAUGAAAAUGAGGAUUGGGAAGAGGAAGAAAAGGUCUACCUCAAGCCUGUUAUUGAGGACAGAAAUAUGGAACUGGCCCGAAAAUGCAGUGAAUUAAUAAGUGAUAUACACUAUAAAGAAGAGUUUAAAAAAUCUAAAGGCAAGUGCAUAUUUGUACCUGACACCCCGCAGCUAAAACAUGUGAAAAGCCUUGGUGCUUUUAUUUCUGAGGUGAAAUAUAAAGGAGAUGCUAAGAAAGACCUUUCCAACUCUCUUUAUCAGCAGAUGCCAGCCACAAUUGACAGUGUAUUUGCGAAGGAAUUAAUGCACCUUCAGAGCAAGGUUCUCUAUAAACAAAAACAUGAUGCUGAGAAAGGAUUUUCAGACUAUGCACGUAUGAGGGAACCUCCAGAUGUUAAACAUGCCAUGGAAGUCAGUAAACACCAGAGUGAUGUAUCUUAUAAGAAGGAUGUGCAAGAUACUCAUAGGUACACUGAAGUUCUGAACAGACCAGACAUAAAGAAGGCAACUGAGAUAACGAAGAUAAUAAGUGAUGCUACGUACAAGAAAGGAAGGGGAGAACUGAAUAAGGAGUCUGCUGUACUUGGAAGACCUGAUUUUGAACAUGCUAAAGGAGUUUCAAAACUUUUAAGCCAAGUAAAAUACAAAGAGAAGUUCAGCAAGGAAAUGAAGAGUCACCAGUACAAUCCUCUUGACAGUGCUUCCUUCAAGCAAGCACAGAUUGCAUCCACCUUGGCAAGUGAUGUGAACUACAAGAAAGAUUUAGAAAGCCUGCAUGAUCCAGCAUCUGAUCUACCAAACCUGCUGCAUUUAAACCAUGCUUUAAAUAUCAGCAAAACACAGAGUGAUUAUGAAUAUAAGAAAUCAUUUAAGCAAAGCAAGUGUUUCUGUGAUUUCAGCCCAGACACUGCAGAACAAAUCUAUCUCACAGAAAAUGCAGUGCUUCAAAGUCAGGUCAAGUACAAAGAAAAUUAUGAAAAAUCUAAAGGCAGAUCAAUGCUGGAGUUCGUGGAUACACCAAUGUAUCAGGUUUCAAAGGAGGCUCAAAAGAUGCAAAGUGAGAAAAUGUACCGCAGAGAUUUUGAAGAAGGGAUCAAGGGAAGACCUUCAUUGGAUUUAGACAAGACCCCAGAGUUUUUGCAUAUAAAACAAGUCACUAAUCUUCUGAAAGAGAAAGAGUAUCGGAAAGAUUUGGAAGAAGGGAUGAAAGGAAAAGGAAUGACAGUGUUUGAAGAUACACCAGAUUUGAUUAGAGUGAAAAAUGCGGCUCAGAUACUAAAUGAGAGGCAAUACAAGAAAGACUUGGAGACUGAAAUUAAAGGGAAAGGCAUGGAAGUUGGUCCAGAUACACCUGAGAUAAGGCGAGCCAAGAAAGCCUGUGAAAUUGCAAGCAUGAAAGAAUACAAGAAAGACUUGGAGAAUGAAAUUAAAGGAAAGGGAAUGGAAGUGAGUACAGAUACCCUUGAUAUACAACGAGCCAAAAAAGCUUCUGAAAUUGUCAGCCAGAAAGAACAUAAAAAGGAUCUGGGGACUGAAAUUGUAGGAAAAGGGAUGCAAGUUGGUCCAUAUAUUCCAGCAAUACAGUGAGUCAAAAGGGCUUCAGAAAUAGCAAGUCAGAAAAUGUACAAAGAUGAAGCAGAGAAGAUGCUCUGUAACUAUUCUGCUGUCCCAGACACUCCUGAGAUGGAGAGGAUAAGAAGUACUCAGAAGAAUAUCAGUUCAGUGUUUUAUAAGAAGGAAGUAGGAGCUGGCACAGCUGUAAAAGAUACUCCAGAGAUUGAAAGAGUAAAGAAAAAUCAACAGAAUAUUAGUUCGAUUAAAUACAAGGAAGAAAUACGGCGUGCAACAACUAUUUCUGAUCCACCUGAACUAAGGAGAGUUAAGGAAAACCAGAAGAAUAUUAGCAAUGUUCAGUACAAGGAACAACUCUGCAAAGCUACACCCAUGAGUGUCACCCCUGAGAUGGAGAGGGUGAAGAGGAAUCAAGAGAAUGUUCACUACAGAGAGCAGCCUGGCAAAGCUACUGCUGUGAGUGUCACUCCUGAGAUAGAGAGAGUCAGGAAGAAUCAAGAUAAUAUCAGCUCGGUCAAGUACAGCAGUGAUCAGAGGCAGAUGAAAGGUAGACGUAGUGUGCUUCUAGACACACCUGAGCUAAGGCAUGUCAAAGAAACACAAAACAACAUCUCAAUGGUAAAAUAUCACGAAGAUUUCGAGAAGACAAAGGGCAGAGGCUUCACCCCAGUGGUAGAUGAUCCUAUAACAGAGCGUGUACGGAAAAACACCCAAAUUGUGAGUGAUGCAGCGUAUAAAGGUGUGCAUCCACAUAUUGUUGAAAUGGAUAGAAGACCUGGAAUAAUUGUUGAUCUUAAAGUUUGGCGUACAGAUCCUGGCUCCAUCUUCGACAUUGAUCCUCUGGAGGACAAUAUUCAGUCUAGGAGUCUACAUAUGCUUUCUGAAAGAGCAAGCCGUUACACUAAGCAGUAUUUACAUUCUACCAGUCUGGGAGAUUAUAAAUCAGAUGGCUCUGACACGAACCCUACCUUUUCUUACUGCAGUGAGAUAACAAGGCCAUCUGAUGAAGGAGCCCCUGUUCUCCCUGGGGCGUAUCAACAAAGCCAGACUCAAGGAUAUGGAUACAUGCACCAGACCAGUAUGUCAUCCAUGAGGUCCAUGCAUUCACAGCCUCAUUCAGCAAGUCUGAGAACAUACAGAGCUAUGUAUGACUACAGCGCUCAAGAUGAAGAUGAAGUUUCCUUCAGGGAUGGUGAUUAUAUCAUCAAUGUGCAACCAAUUGAUGAUGGCUGGAUGUAUGGUACUGUUCAGAGAACUGGGAAAACAGGAAUGCUUCCAGCAAAUUAUAUUGAGUUUGUUAACUAAUUUUUGUCUCUAGUCCUUUGAGCUUUGUUAUGAUUUACUUAAAAUCUAACCUUUUAGAAAAAAAUCAGAAGAAUCUUUUAAGAGUUCAUGAUCAUUACUUUAUCACUGCUAUAACAGUUUGCAUUCUCACUCAGAAUCCAUUUUAGAGUCCUUUAAAGAAAAAAUAAAUAAUCCACAACAAGUUCAGAGCUUUGAAAACAGCAUUGCUUAUAAUAGUGCUCUCUCAAAAUGAAAAACAUGUAUGGAAGCCUGGUGCUGCCAGUCCUAUAAAGACUUUGGUCAAUUAACUUUAAAAGGGUAAUGCCUUUUCCUUACACCUCAAAGACGUUAUAACCAUAAAAUUGGUUCAUUUCUUAUGGCACUCUGAAGUCACAGGAGGUUAACACAUUGAGUUUGAACAGAUCUUCAGAUUCUUAGGGAAAUGUUAAAUGUUUAAGCAGUUAGCUUCCUAAUAAAAAUUAAUAUGUUGAGUAGAUAAUUCAGUCAUUUGAAUUAAAGACAAGUAACAUGUCAGAAAAAAAAACCACCAAUAAAAUCCCCUACUGCCCAGCAGCCUUACAGUAAAUAUGUCUAUUUUGACAGCAAAAAUUUCCUGACUCUCACAUAUCCACAUUUAUUCUUGGAUUACCCAUUUUUUUCUUGUUUCCAAGUGAUCUAUUAGCUUUGCUUCCAUCCUAAUCCAUCCGUUUUAUCCGGGUCUGGAUCCAUGGUUCUUCAGUAUCUUUUCUGCAGAAGAUUCCUUGCAAAGACUAUCUAAAAUAUAAAACCUGUCAGCUCUUCUGUUUCCGUGUAAUAGUACUUAGCAUCUAAAUAGAAACUUCCAUUAGGGCAACGUACAACCAAUACUUCAUGUUAGCUCCUUUACCUGUAGUGCUGUAAAUAAAUACCCCCGGUGCUGUGCAGUCCCACAGAGCCUGCAGUCACAUCCCUUUCUCACCACAGCUAUCUCGCUUAAUGGCUGCUUUGCUGAUGAGCUGUGUGCCUCCCCCUGCUGCAGAAACACUUGUGCCUCCGUCCAGCAGCGGAGGAGAACUCUGGUUCUUGUAGUGCAUCUCGGAUCAAUGGCUUCAGUUUGCUCCCAAAUUCUUGGUGAUCCAAUGGUGGGUUGUACGCUUGCCAAAUGAUUAAAUAUGGAGAAGAAUUAUGUUUUCUUUAAGAAUUAUGUUUUCUUUUAGUGACCUAAUCUUUCUCAUAACUGACAUCAAAGGGAAAGCUAACUAAGCAAAAUCCAGCAUACUCUAUGCCAUUAUGUUUCAGUUUAGCCAUCUGUUGAAAACAGUAAAAAUAUUCUGCUGACAAACCUUCACAUGUGCUAUUUGGUGUCUGUUAACUUAGGGCCAGAAUUGAGAGAUCCAGGUCUCAGAUGUGAGGCUGGCAGAGGAUCUGACAGCUGGUGACACAGUGGAUCUGUAAGAGGGAUUUUGUCAGCAGGCUUGGGUCACAGGCAACUUGGUUUUGCUUUGACUGGGUGCUGCAUUCCCUCACAGGGAGAAAUUGUGGAAGGAAGGAGAAAAGAGUUAAAGAUUCAUGUGAGAGAUUAUUCAUAUGGAUGCAGAGAUGUGUAAGGAAGAAAACGUUUUUCCGAUCAAAUAAUUUGUGGAGUUCAGCCAUGUGCUAAGAAGUUAAGUUUGGAGUAGCCCUCAGAAUACUGAGUCUGCACUGGUUUUCUUUAAUUUCUAAAAUUUUUAAAGUAGAAUUUUAUAUGGAGCUUUUAGACAAUUUUAUAUUUCUCAUCUCACAUAGUAGGCAACCCUGAAAUAACUGUUUAAAAAAUAAAUAAGGAAGGCAGGAUGGAUUUGUGAAUGUGACAUUUCAAUGAUGUCAACUGAAAGUUGCAAAUGCAAAUACCUGCAAGUUCUAUUUUUGCAGACAGUUUUUGCAUACAAUUCCCAAAGAACUGGAAAGCUUAUGCAAUUUUAUUUUGGGUCUUGAUAACACAGGGAUGAUACCAGCUGCCAAGCAGAAUGGAAUGACUGCAUAAAAAAUAAUAAAUUAAAAAAUGUCCAUGACUGUGGAAUUACCUGUGCUUUCUUGUCAGCAGCCUAAUUUCAGGCUAAAACUGUCCAGGAGUAUCUAACUUCAAAAAAUGUGUUUUGAAAGCAGAAUUCUGUGACUGUAAAUAUGCAAUUUAUAUAGUUGACUGCUGUGAUUUAAAACUCUUGCAAGUUUUGCAUAAGGAGCUGCUCUUGCAGCAGACCCUUGUGCGUUACUGGCGACACCCACAUGAAAUCAGCAGGUCAAAUGGCUUUUUUAAAGGCUAAUGUGGUAUGCUGAGCUAGAAGCUCUGAAACAAGCAAUUUGCUUCUGUGCUGGUUUUCAUCACUGGCCAUCAACAGCGAGGAGAGGAAUUUUAUCUUCUGCUGGCUGGCAAAUUUUUCAGAUGAUGCCUGAGGCACAGUUGGCUGUCACUGCUGUGCUGCUCUAUUAGCGGUGUAAUGCUGACAACAAUAAAAACAAGAUGUCAGUUUGCUAACCAAAUAAGAAUAAAAAAGAAAUAUAGAGAAU